Pelobates fuscus (common spadefoot toad) is the source of this 870-nucleotide messenger RNA. It is a transcript of the gene SINHCAF, whose product is annotated as SIN3-HDAC complex associated factor. The transcript has 6 exons. Gene Ontology annotation, cellular component: Sin3-type complex. The coding region runs from base 121 to 789 and encodes 222 amino acids. The record is from RefSeq and is a predicted model, not a curated record. Gene Ontology annotation, biological process: negative regulation of cell migration. NCBI's taxonomy places the organism in Eukaryota, Metazoa, Chordata, Amphibia, Anura, Pelobatidae.
UAAGAGCGUGGGAACCGCGCAUGCGCGGUGUACUGUGCAUGGUAGAGGUGGCCUGGCACUGCUAGACAGACACUGAGAACUGCUGCCAACACGGGAAUCAGAUUGGCCAUUGUUUAGAAAAUGAUUGGGUUUUACAAGCCGAAGACGUACCGUAGUACGAGGGGUUGUUGUAUUUGUAAGGCAAAAUCCUCCAGUUCCCGUUUCACAGACAGCAAACGCUACGAAGGAGAUUUUCAGAGUUGCUUUGGGCUACGUGACAGCCGUACUGGAGAUAUUUGCAAUGCAUGUGUCCUCCUAGUAAAAAGAUGGAAGAAACUACCCUCUGGUUCCAAAAAGAACUGGAAUCAUGUUGUAGAUGCUAGGGGUGGACCAAAUCUUAAAGCUGUAAGGAUUAGGCCAAAGAAGAUCCGAUCACUUGCCACUCAGAGGCUGCAAAGUGGGAAAGUUGCACAGCUGAAGAAGAAAAUUUCAAGUCACUAUUCUGGCGCUCACAGCACUACGUCCAGUGCCUCCCCUGACCACUCCUCUUCCUGCAGUACUCUCUCUGACACGGACACAGACACAGAACUGCGUACUGCCCCGUGCCGGAAUUCUGUCUUCUCCUUCUUGGACCCUACAUAUUGGAAAAGACAAAGGGUUUGCUGCGGGAUAAUCUAUAAAGGUCGCUUUGGUGAAAUAAUCAUAGAUGCCCAGUUUUUCAAACCCUGCUGCAACAAGAAGAAACCUGAAUCUGAGGAGCCAGCUGCAACACUAGCCCAGAUGGCAAUUCCAACGUGCACAAACACCUAAAGCAUAAAAUACGGGGAAUAUGACUGCACAUUCUGCUCUGAAAAGGACUAUUUGAACAGUGCUCUAUUUUAUAUAUCUUUU